Messenger RNA from Quercus lobata, 1506 nucleotides. Its product is annotated as sugar transport protein 10-like. The transcript has 4 exons. Gene Ontology annotation, biological process: monosaccharide transmembrane transport. The coding region runs from base 1 to 1506 and encodes 501 amino acids. Gene Ontology annotation, molecular function: monosaccharide transmembrane transporter activity. Lineage: Eukaryota; Viridiplantae; Streptophyta; Magnoliopsida; Fagales; Fagaceae. The record is from RefSeq and is a predicted model, not a curated record. Gene Ontology annotation, cellular component: membrane.
AUGUUACAAGAAGAUAAUGCUCAAAGAGAGGGAAAAAAAUAUGGAGGCAAGGUCACCCUCCUUGUGUUGGUGAUUUGUUUGGUUGCUGCUACAGGUGGUCUCAUCUUUGGUUAUGAUGUCGGAGUUACAGCAGGGGCGACUACAUCAAACGAGUUUCUAAGGAAGUUCUUCCCAUCAGUGUAUAUAAAAAUGAAAUGUGAAAUGGAUAAGGAAGAUGGGUACUGCAAAUUUGAUAGCCAGAUGCUUACAUUGUUCGCCUCCUCCGUUUAUAUGGCAGCAAUGGUAGCUCCCAUCUUCGCUUCUUCAGUAACGACGGCCUAUGGCAGGAGAACCUCAAUGAUUUUGGGAGGUCUGGUCUUCUUUGUUGGAUCACUCCUAGGCGGUGCUGCCAUGAACAUAGAGAUGCUCAUCAUUGGUCGUUUGUUGCUUGGUGUUGGUGUUGGCUUUGGAAAUCAGUCUGUUCCAGUUUAUCUAUCUGAAAUGGCACCAACAAAGCUUAGAGGAGCACUAAACAUUUUUUUCCAAAUGGCCAUUACAGUUGGUAUUCUAGUUUCUUCCCUUGUUCACUAUAGCACAGCCAACCUUGGGGGUGAUUGGGGCUGGAGAUUUCCUUUAGGCUUUGCAGCCAUUCUCGGAUUAAUCAUGGCUCUUGGAUCUCUAUUACUUCCAGACACUCCCAAUUCCAUUCUUACAAAAGGCCAAAAUGGCAAGGCAAAGGAACUGUUACAAAAAAUUCGCGGGACGGAGGAAGUGGAAGAGGAGUUUCAAGAACUUUUUAAAGCAAGUGAGGCUGCAAAGAAAGUGGAAAACCCCUGGAAGAACAUCACAGAAAGAAGACAUAGGCCUCAACUUGUGCUUUGCAUUCUCAUUCCAUUCUUCCAGCAGCUCACUGGCAUUAAUGUUGUGAUGUUCUAUGCACCUGUUUUGUUUAAGACUUUGGGUUUUGGUGACCGUGCUGCACUGAUGUCGGCAGUCCUUGCUGGCAUUGUUAAUGUCCUUGCCACAUUGGUUGCCAUCCUCUUAGUUGACAAGCUAGGGAGAAGGUUUUUGUUCUUUCAAGGUGCCAUACAAAUGAUUAUUUGCCAGACUACAGUAGCCGUCAUGAUAGGCCUGAGGUAUGGGUCCACUGGUGAAGGAUUCUUUACAACGACAGAAGCCAAUACGGCCUUGUUCUUAAUCUGUGCUUAUGUAGCUGCAUUUGCAUGGUCUUGGGGUCCAUUGGGGUGGUUGGUACCCAGUGAAAUUUGCCCCCUAGAGAUUCGAUCAGUAGGACAAGCCAUCAAUGUCUCCCUUAACAUGACGCUGACCUUUGCUAUUAAUCAAGGCUUCCUCUCUAUGCUUUGCUACAUGAAGUUUGGUCUCUUCUUCUUCUUUGUAUUAUUUCAGAUCAUGAUGACUAUUUUCAUAUAUUUCUUUGUGCCCGAGACGAAGAGAGUCCCAAUUGAGGAUAUGAAGAGAGUCUGGAAGGCACAUUGGUUUUGGCAAGAUUUUGUACCAGAUUAUUAG